Messenger RNA from Haliotis rufescens (red abalone), 3879 nucleotides. Its product is annotated as DCN1-like protein 1. Bases 65 to 904 code for a protein of 279 amino acids. NCBI's taxonomy places the organism in Eukaryota, Metazoa, Mollusca, Gastropoda, Lepetellida, Haliotidae. The record is from RefSeq and is a predicted model, not a curated record. Gene Ontology annotation, molecular function: ubiquitin conjugating enzyme binding; ubiquitin-like protein binding; cullin family protein binding. Gene Ontology annotation, cellular component: ubiquitin ligase complex. The transcript is spliced from 8 exons. Gene Ontology annotation, biological process: protein neddylation; positive regulation of ubiquitin-protein transferase activity.
GUCCCUAAAAUUAGCAUGCAUCUUGUGCGCAUGUAUGAUCGGAAGUUAGAAAAGGAGUAAGAACAUGCAUAAGCUCAAAAGUUCACAAAAGGACAAAGUGAGGCAAUUUAUUGCCUUCACACAAACCGGAGAAAAAACAGCGAUCCAAUGUCUGAGCGUUCACGACUGGAAACUGGAUGUAGCGGUCGACAAUUAUUUCCAGAAUCCGGACAGAUACAACUGUAACAGCGAAGCAAGAUUCACAAUCGAUAGAAAGAAACUUGAAAUGCUUUGGCAGAGGUAUAAAGACCCCAGUGAAGAUGAGAAGAUGACGGUGGACGGGGUCAUGAAGUUCCUCGAUGACCUCAACCUGAACGCAGAGUCUCGGACAGUCCUCAUCCUGGCCUGGAAGUUCAAGGCCGCCACGCAGUGCGAGUUUUCUAAAGAGGAAUUCAGCAAUGGCAUGUUGGAUCUUGGCUGCGACACCAUCGACAAGCUGAAGCUGCGCUGUGCUUGCAUGGAGCAGGAGAUCCGAGACCCGCAGAGAUUCAAAGACUUUUACCAAUUUACUUUCAAUUAUGCCAAAAAUCCCGGUCAAAAAGGCUUAGAUCUCGACAUGGCCUUAGCGUACUGGAACAUUGUGAUGAUGUGUGUUGAUGUUUCAGAUCUCGACAUGGCCUUAGCGUACUGGAACAUUGUGCUGGCUGGCAGAUUCAAGUUCCUCGACCUCUGGGUCAAGUUUUUACAGGAACAUCAUAAACGCUCCAUCCCUAAAGAUACGUGGAAUCUACUCCUGGACUUCUGUAACAUGAUAAACGAUGAUAUGAGCAAUUACGAUGAAGAAGGUGCCUGGCCAGUCCUGAUAGACGACUUUGUAGAAUAUGCAAGACCUUUAGUCCACGGGCCCCGGAGUACAACAGUAUAACCUUCACCUUGUUUACAUAGCCAGUGUUUUAUUGACUCCUAGAACAUUACAUAGAUGACUGUACCCUCCAGGUCAUGUGACAGUCAUGUGAUCUCGUCAUGUGAUGUGGGUAUGUGACUUACCCAUGUGAUUCGACAUGAAGGGCAAUAGGAAGGAUGUUAAAUGACAAACUGCUUGUGAUUGGUCAAAUCUGAUGACAUGAGCUAACCAGGUGUUAAAUUUCGUAAGGAUGUUGAGUUGAUGCAGCUUGACGGUAACUUGCGUUAAGGAUUUCUGUAAACAUUUGCCGAGACUACGUUCAGGGAGGAACUUGAAGAGGAGAGAGCUGAAUGUGUUAUAAAUAUUGGACAUAGUGUACAGUUAUUGACCACCUUGUUGGAGUUUCUGAUGUAAGAAAACAGUUGUCGUGAGUGACUGGUUCUUGUUAUAUUACUGAUACAACCGUAGGACGCCCGUAUGUAAGAUAUGUAAUAUAUGUACAAUGAUUCCUCUCCAGAUCUCCGUGCUGUCAGCCUUGUGUUGUCCCACUCAGAUGGACUUGUGAACAACAUGAGAAUAACACCAUUCUGUAUCUGCAGCUAGAGUGCUUGUGUUUGGCUUGCUAUUCUGCUGACUUCUGUAGCUGUGUUGUUAGGGGACAUAGGUUUUUUUGUAAUGCAUUGCCCACCUAAAAGCUUCAAAUAUAAUUGUAUUGUGCUGUCUGUGUUAAUGACAUGCUACAAAGCUUUUUUGUCAAGACAAACAGCAACAUAAUUUGUUAGGCUUGGUAGGACUUUAGGUUUAUGACAGAGCUGACUGACGGUGGGCUGUGUGUAUGACAUGCAUUUGAUAGUUGCUUCAUUGGACAGUGUGACCAUCUACAAAGAACCAACAAGUUGUACAGGUGAAAAGAGGCCUUGACAACCAACUGAGCAUGUUCAGACACUGUGGUUGUCUUGGUUGAUGCAAACAUGUCUGGCAAAUAAGAUACAAAAUGUCCGGACCUCAUUUCAGUCCGGGAUUUGUCCGAGAUUACAAACUAAGGGUGCUUGGCAGGCGAAUUGCAGAAAAUAAUUGUUUUCUUCAUAAAAGGGAUUAUUUGAAAGUUCUUUUUUUUCUCAGUUUGGAGUUGACUUUUAACAUUACAUUCAGUGCGAUAAUGUUACAUGAGCAUUACUGCCUCUUCCUCCAGACUGGUACUGUUAUUACUGAUACACAAAUCACUUCUACAAAGCCGUAACAUUAGUUAUAACAAUAACAGCAGGAAUGCAGACCUCUAAGCAAGUGUAAAUAAGUCCCUAGGUGGUUUAUGUCAGCAAACUAGAAAUGUUCAGUCCUUCUAGAUUCCUUUGUCUGGAACCUUUGCAGACUCGUGUCUGACCCUGUCUGACGGCUGACAUCUUGCAGACUCGUGUCUGACCCUGUCUGACAGCUGACGGCUGACACCUUGAGUCACUCACACUGCUGUGCUCUUCAUAGCUUGUUUCUUCAGCCCAGUAGGCUGAUGGAGACAGUUUUCUUGCCUUUUAGAGUUUCAUUUGCUGUGUGGAUUUUUCUACUAUUGACUAUGUUAAUUGUUUAGUCUUUGCCUGGAUGCAUUAAUGGGUAGUAUUGGCCCCGUAGUAUUCACAUGUGGGUUGACAGCCUUUGUUAACUACAAGUAUUUACAUCUAGGUUGACAGCUUUUGGAAACUACUUCAGGGCUCGAGUUAAGGAACUUGAUUUAACAAGCACCAGGUGCACGUUGACAUGAACAGCUAGUUGCACCAGACAAACCCAGGCUGCACCCUGGUCCCAUCAAUUGAAAGUUGAAACAUAGAUGCAUAAACUUGUCCAACAAGUAAAAUCUCAAAUCUUUGAUGACUGCGUCUUGAGUCAUAAAUUACACAUAACACAGCAAUCAGUGAUUUACAUUAUUCUUAGAGGCACUGAGUGUGUUCAUUGACCAUUGUUGUGUGGACAAGUAAGGGUGAGACUAAAAAUUGAGUUUUAUUUUCAUGUACUUGGUGCAUGUAGACAUUAGGUUGCACAUUUCAAUAGGUUGCACUAGUGCAUGUUUUAUAUAGCUAAAUCGAGCCCUGUGCUUGUAUUCACGUGGGUUGCCAGCCUGGGUAACUACUUGUAUUCACAUAGCAGUGAAGGCCCUGACAGGUCCCUGAGACUGGAAUUACAGCCGGGUCCCUCACCUUCAGUCUUGUGCUGUUCGGGAUUAUACUGGAAAGUCUGUUGUCAUGUAAACGUUUGUUCUUCAAGAUCACUUUACAUUGCACACUUAUUUUUGUAUCUAUUCAAGGCUUUGUUACUGGUUUGUUUGUUAUUUAUUGUUUGUGAUCAACUAAUGAUCUAAAAAGAAUAGAUUUAUUUGAGAAGGAUUCGGUAGAUUACUUUACAUGGACAUUUCUUUCUGAUAAUUGAAUUCCUUGUAUAACACUGCUGUGUACCCAUGGCAACUGCUUCAGGUUGUUGGCUGAGUGUCAUCAAUUCAUUCAAGUAUUGAGAUUUAUAUGAGGGAAUCUCAAAUAGUUUGAAAUAUUUUGUUGACAUAUUUCAAGUUGACAGUAAUUAUCUUGUCUGGAACUGAUGUAUGGUGACAGAGAGGUGUCGUACAGCAGAGAUGCCUCAGUGAUCCAAGACACACUCAACCUCCUGCUGCUGCUGCUGGUGCGGCUGCUGGUGGUGCUGGUGUUGCAGACUUCACAUCCCUGUGUGACUCUCCCUACCAUGGUCAAACAAAGAGUUAGGAAACAACUGCAAUUAGCUCCAAGCUUUGAAGUUUUUGUAUGCAUUAAUUUAGUUAUUUCUAUGGCAAGGUGUUUUUUUCAUUCUUUAUUUCUGUUACUAGUUUCAGAUCAAUAUUGUUACAGAAAGUUAUUAUUUUGAUACAAAACGUGUCCGAUGCCUACAAGAGCCUCCUAUCACAAGGGUUGUUUUAAAUGCACUAUAAUAUAUUGUAAAUAAUGCUUUGCCAAUAUAUAUAUUAAAAUACAAAACAUGAA